Aspergillus terreus NIH2624 is the source of this 1089-nucleotide messenger RNA. RefSeq names its product WD40 repeat domain-containing protein. Gene Ontology annotation, biological process: Arp2/3 complex-mediated actin nucleation. The record is from RefSeq and is a predicted model, not a curated record. Gene Ontology annotation, cellular component: Arp2/3 protein complex; actin cytoskeleton. Gene Ontology annotation, molecular function: actin filament binding. The transcript has 4 exons. The coding region runs from base 1 to 1089 and encodes 362 amino acids. Lineage: Eukaryota; Fungi; Ascomycota; Eurotiomycetes; Eurotiales; Aspergillaceae.
AUGUCUGCCGAAGUCCACCAUCUGUUCCACAACCCAAUUGCCGACCACUCUUUCUCGUCUGACAAGCAGACGCUGGCCGUCGCGAGGGACAACAAUGUGGAACUGUACCAGAAGAGCGGCGCCAAGUUCGCCCUGACCGACGAACUCAAGGGCCACGAGAAGACCGUGACUGGAGUCGACAUUGCCCCCAACAGCGGCCGCAUCGUGACUUGCUCUCAGGAUCGCAACGCCUACGUGUGGGAGCAAACCCCCUCUGGAUGGAAGCCAACCCUUGUUCUUCUUCGGAUUAACCGGGCCGCCACCUUCGUGCGGUGGUCCCCGUCGGAGCAGAAGUUCGCCGUCGGAUCCGGCGCGCGCGUGAUUGCGGUGUGCUAUUUCGAGGAAGAGAACGACUGGUGGAUUUCGAAGCACCUGAAGAAACCGAUCCGAAGCACCAUAACCACGCUUGCGUGGCAUCCCAACUCGGUCCUCUUGGCCGCCGGCUCUACGGACUCCCAUGCGCGAGUGCUCUCGAGCUACAUCAAGGGCGUGGACACGCGUCCCGAGCCGAGCGCCUGGGGCGAGCGUCUUCCGUUCAACACGAUUUGCGGCGAGUUCUUGAACGACUCCGCCGGUUGGAUUCACGGGGUGUCUUUUUCGCCUAGCGGAGAUGCGCUCGCGUUCACCGGCCAUGACAGCAGCAUCACGGUCGUCUAUCCUAGUGCUCCGGAGCAGCCGCCGCGCGCCAUGCUGAACAUCACCACCCGUCUGCUUCCGUUUACCAGUCUGAUUUGGAACGGAGAGAACGAGAUUAUCGCCGCCGGUCACGAUUGUGAACCCUACCGCUUCCGCGGCGACGAGAGCGGAUGGCAGCUUACCGGCUCACUCGAGAACAAGGCGGGGCCUGGCGCAGGCAGCGUGCGCGAGGAGUCUGCGCUGAACAUGUUCCGCCAGAUGGAUCUGAAGGGCCAGACGCAGGUGGAUACCAAGCUGAAGUCGACGCACCAGAACACCAUCAGCACUGUCCGAGUGUACGAGGAGAGUAACGGGGCUGUGCACAAGCUUAGCACGAGCGGAGUUGAUGGGCGGGUGGUUAUUUGGAGCAUUUGA